AUGCGUUACGCUUUCAUCUCCUCGGCUCUCAUCGCCAGUGUUUCGGCACACGGCCUCGUCCUCCGUAUGGAGGGCGCCAACAAUGUCACCAUGCCUGGCCUUUCCGUCACUGAUGGCACUCCUCGGGACUGCACCUCCAACGGCUGCGGCUCCCAGGCCGACACGUCCAUCAUCCGGGACCGUGACAUGAGCCAGGGCAAGGCCAGUGCCCUGGGCCGCACCCAGGGCAACGGCCCUGUCAAUGCCGCCACCGCCAUUGGCAACUUCAUGGGUACGAAUCAGAACGUCGCCUCCAACGCUGGCCAGACCGGUGUCGGUCAGGAGGACGACCUGUCUGGUCUCGCCGGUAAACAGCGCCGCGAUGCGCACAAGACGUAUGCCAGGGGCCUCCUCGACGGUCUCCUGGGCGGCGGUGCUGCCGGUGCUGGCCUUGGCGGCCUCCUCGGCGGUGCUGCUGGCGGUGGCGGCCAGAAGGGCCUUCCAACUGCCGAUGAUCAAGGCAUGGUCACCAUGGUCUACCGACAGAUCAACCAGGAUGGCGCCGGUCCUCUCUCUGCCGCCAUGGAUGGCACCUCUGGCGGCACUGACCCCAACGCCUUCAAGAACGCCCAGGUCAUGCAGGACGUCCCCGGCCUCGGCGUCGGUGGCCUGUCCCUGGCCACUAAUACCGACUUCCCUGUCAAAGUCCAGAUGCCCCAGGGCAUGACCUGCGACGCCACCGUCGGCGGUGCCCAGAACGUCUGCAUCGUCCGCGUCCGCAACAGCGCCGCGGCCGGCCCGUUUGGCGGCUCUGCUGCCUUUACCCAGACCCCCGCCGCCCGCAAACGCGCCAUCGCCUUCCGCCUCAGGAAGCGCGCCGAGCUCGCUGGCGAGGCAGACCCCCAGACUUUCGAGGAGGCCGUCAAGGCUGAGAACGCCGAGGAGGGUGACCUCGACAAGCGCUUCCGCCUCGGCCAGCCCGCCGACGCCCAGUCCAUUGCUGCCGCCAAUAAGGCCGAGGAGGACGAGGAUGAGGCCGGCCUCAACAAGCGCUUCCGUCUCGGACAACCCGCCGAUGCCGCCUCCAUCGCCGCCGCCAACAAGGCCGAGGAGGACGAAGACGAGGGUGGCCUCAACAAGCGCUUCCGUCUCGGACAACCCGCCGAUGCCGCCUCCAUCGCCGCCGCCAACAAGGCCGAGGAGGAAGAGGACGACUAA
Messenger RNA from Hirsutella rhossiliensis, 1197 nucleotides. RefSeq names its product putative cell surface protein. The record is from RefSeq and is a predicted model, not a curated record. The coding region runs from base 1 to 1197 and encodes 398 amino acids. NCBI's taxonomy places the organism in Eukaryota, Fungi, Ascomycota, Sordariomycetes, Hypocreales, Ophiocordycipitaceae. The transcript is spliced from 5 exons.